Chelonus insularis is the source of this 2793-nucleotide messenger RNA. RefSeq names its product cropped (gene crp). Gene Ontology annotation, molecular function: protein dimerization activity; DNA-binding transcription factor activity, RNA polymerase II-specific; RNA polymerase II cis-regulatory region sequence-specific DNA binding. The transcript has 7 exons. The record is from RefSeq and is a predicted model, not a curated record. Gene Ontology annotation, biological process: regulation of transcription by RNA polymerase II. Lineage: Eukaryota; Metazoa; Arthropoda; Insecta; Hymenoptera; Braconidae. The coding region runs from base 1111 to 2748 and encodes 545 amino acids. Gene Ontology annotation, cellular component: nucleus.
ACAUGUAAUACAGCAAUGCAAUUGACUUUGUAUACCUUGUGGCACAGGGAUGAAUACUUCGAAACGGUAUCCCGUUUUAUACGUUGUCAUUCUACUCGAAUAUUAGAGCUUUGCUUAUGAAGUUAGAUAUGUUGUUCACUUAAGCGGAACUGUGCUUCCUGAAAUUAUGUAAUAAAUUAUAAAAAAUAGUACAAGUAAACUUUUAUUAUAAUAAUCAUUAGUAUUAGAAAUAUAAGUAGUUAUUUUAACAUUUUUAUUAUUUGCCCUAUAUUACUAGUACAGUUAUACGAUGCACAUUUAAAUAACCUGAAAUAAAAGUGGUAUACUAACCAUCGUGAGAAUGAACAUUUUUUUCGGAGUUAAUAUAUAAAUGUGUUAAUUUUAUUAUAGUCGUACUGUAAAGUAUUGUGAAAAGUUUGUUGAAUAAAUAAAUAGUGAGUAGUAGUUACAAACGAAUUGAAGUUAUCGAGCAAAAAAUGAAGUAGUGGGGAUGUUUGCAAAUUGUUUCUGAAGAAAGUACCCUAACUAGUUACAGACCUGGUACCGGCAGCGGAGUGUUUCACGACGUGUAGACGAAAUCCUCAGCUGUUUCCCGCCAAAGAACGCCAUUAUAAAACUUCUGCAGGCUUUAUAAUAUAUAUCGCCAAGUAACUGUUUUGUGACUCGACUUAAUUCGAUUAUAGUGUAUGUUACAGUGUGUAUUGUAGGCGCAAAAUAACCAUAAAAUACUUAAAAAAUUAUAAGAUAAGUGUUAAAACAAAGAUUUUAGUGCUUAAAUACUUAAUUAUGUGUAAAUGUAACAUCUUUGAAGAAAAAGUAGCACGAAGGUAUACACACUGAUCACAUACCAAUAUAUAUACAUAUAUAUAUAUACAUAUAUAUUUUAUGUAGAUGUAUAUGAAUUCAUAUGUAUUUAUUCGUGUAUACAUGUAUACAUAACACUAAUUCUAUAAACUUCAUAAAAAUCUAGAUGGGAAUUUUCAUUCAUCAGUUUCAAUGGAUUACGUUUUGUGUGUAAGGAUAGUGGAAAGUUUAGGCAAAAAAAAUUGGAGUGAAAAUAAAUAUAACAGGGUAGAUUACAUGUGAAAUACUUGCAAAUAUUGAUAAGAUAUGUCAGUGUUUAAUAAUAGUGAUGGAAGAGUUUUUAUAGAAGAAAUUGUUCAAACGACUGAAAUACCAGAAGAAAAAGGUUGUAGUAUCAACGAUAUCAACGAGAAUUAUCCUGCUACAGUUGCAAUUGUUGAAGUGCAUAAUUCAGAACACGAGGAAGAUAAAAAAAAUUUCAAAUUGGGAAUAAAAUUUGAAAAGAACGACGUCGACGAAGAUUUAAAUAAUACUGUAUAUUGUAGUCAUAUUGAAAAUUCAAGCCUUUCAUACAAUAUUAUCAAUAACAAUAACAGGGUAGUAUUAUCACGAAAUCACAUGGAGCAAGAGAAGCGGAUGAGGCGAGAGAUCGCCAAUAGCAAUGAACGACGACGUAUGCAGAGUAUCAAUGCAGGAUUUCAGUCAUUAAGAACUUUACUUCCCCAUCAUGAAGGAGAAAAGCUAUCUAAGGCAGCCAUUCUUCAACAGACCGCUGAAUAUAUUUAUCAACUAGAGCAAGAAAAAACCCAUUUACUUUCUCAAAAUUGUCAACUUAAAAGAUUAUUAAAUCAACAUGAAGGUGGAGACAUGCCAAUAAAAAAACGAAAAGCUGAACAUCAAGGUGUAGUCGUAAGUUUACCAAUAAAUGUAAACGAGAGCAGUGAUGAAGGAGUUGGCAGCAUAUCUCCAGAUCCGAUUUCUGUUAUUACUGUUUCUGCAGAUAGUCAUUCUACAAUAAAUACUUCAAAUAACGUUGGCAUCAAUAAUGAAGUUAUUGAGUUGAAAUUACAGUUGGAAAGAGAGCAUCAUCAAAGAUUGCAAAUUGAAAAACAAUUGAGAGCAAUACAAAUGCAACUCUACCCAGAUAGAUAUCAAGAAAAACCAAUAAUAGCGUAUCAACAUGAGAUAUUACAACAUGCUGACAAUAUAAUAGCACCUGAGACAGAGGAUGUUGUAACUGGACUUCAAGUUGUAUCGGUUAUGUCAAUUCCGGCUAUAGGUUCUACGCAAACAGUAGAAACUACUGACCAAGAACCAUCUUCUCCUCCUCUAUCACCACAACCAAUUGAAUUGGUAGCUGAUGAAAUAAUCAAAGAAGAAGACUCGUGCCCUGAUUCUCGUAAAAUAGUAGCUUUCUCAACUUCUAAUCAAGUAUUUACUACAAUUGAAGACCAUGGAAAUACUGAAUGUUUUUCACCGAUACAAGUACCUUAUAAAAACGAAUUUACUAAUUCAGCCACAUCGUUUACUGCAAAAAGUCCUACAAGAUCCUUUUCACCACCUACAGAACCACAACGGUUACCUAGUGUUCUUGAAGCUGCUAUGAAAGCAGAACCGAAAGUUGAGGUCGAAAGACUGCCUUCUCCUGCUAGCUCUCUUGAAGAGGGUACGUCUCAAGCAAGACUUUAUCUAGCGAAUACAUCUCGACAAAAUCUAGAAACUAUUGUGGAAGCAAUUCGACAUCUCGAAGGUGAUCAUCUCUUCAGCGACGAACCAACGCAAGAUGUGCCAUUAGCACUGACUAAUAAACCUACGGCUAGUUCACAAACUAGUACACUAAACAAACAACGUCUUCUACAUACAGAAGUUAAUAAUAUUUUGCAUUUUCAAACUCAACAACAAACUCAGCAACGACCUGGUGUUAUUGUUGUUAAACAUUCGUGAUCAUCUUUUUUUUUUGUUGACCAAGAAUUAGGAAUAAACAAAUGA